GAAAAAGGGCGAACGAUAUCUUGAGCAAUCGAGUGCCGGAUGAAUGAUGGAAGGGGAUCGAGAAUUCAACGUGCGAAGGUAUUCGACUUCCAAUAGAAACUGGCAGCGUGAAAGUUAUCGGGUCCGCGGCGGAAAGCGAAGAAAACGGAGGCGGAAACCUUGGGGUGAGAGGAUCGUGGACUGGACCAGGGCUCUGAUCGCUUUCCUCUUCAGCAAUGUUGGCAUAGUAUGCUUGGUGGUCGGUUACACUAUAGCCGGUGCCUUCCUCUUCACCCAUAUCGAAGGUAGAAACAACCUGGACAUAGUUGGAGACGUGAUCAGGCUGAGAAAUGUGACAGCUGCCACUCUCUGGGAACUUACCUCUAAGGAGAAUGUGUUUUCCGAGAGAAUCUGGAAAGCGAAAGUGAAGGCGAUCCUCGAGAAUUAUCAGAAGAAAAUGGUAACGGCUAUAAAAAAUGGCUACGAUGGCGCUGAAGAAAAUAAAAGAUGGAGCUUCGCCGGGGCGUUUCUCUAUUCCCUUACUGUGAUUACCACGAUCGGUUACGGAAACAUUUGUCCAAAGACGAAAUGGGGCAAAGUAGUGACCAUAGUAUAUGCCAUAAUAGGCCUGCCACUUUUCUUGCUCUAUCUAAGCAACAUCGGUGACAUUCUCGCAAAGAGCUUCAAAUGGACCUAUGCUCGCUGCUGCCUGUGCAAAUGUCGCAGAAGACCAAUAGAAAUAGCAUCAAGAGGAAGUUUGCAAAAUGGUGUCGAUAUAAGGAGAAAUCAUUGGCAAAUGGUUGACAUGCAUGGAAAGGAGAUUGACUCGAUUAGUGUAGAUAAGGAAGUUUCGAUAGAGAAUGAUGAAUCGAAAGAAGAUGACGAGAGUUACGAUCCACAACGUGUUACAGUGCCUUUGACGCUCUGCAUCGCCAUAAUGGUCGGGUAUAUUUGGGGCGGAGCCAUUUUAUUCUCCGAAUGGGAAGACUGGAAUAUGUUGGACGGUUCUUAUUUCUGCUUCGUCUCCUUGUCGACCAUAGGUUUCGGCGACAUCGUGCCAGGUGACAAAAUCUACGCGGCCCAGGGUCUCGAUUUAUCCUUCAUCUUCUGCUCCAUGUAUCUAAUGCUUGGUAUGGCGUUGAUCGCAAUGUGCUUCAACCUGAUGCAAGAAGAAGUGAUCGCAAAGGUGCGCGCAUUCGUGCGUACCGUUAAAUAUAUAUUCCGAUGCGACAGGUGACCAUAACGAGCCUCAGCCACGUUUCUGCGCUUCUGCAACAUCCGGUUGUGCAUUUCGUGUUUUAAUAUAACUAAGCAAGAAGAUAGAAAAGAUAAUAGAUAAUUAGAAAUAAAAAGCAUAUUAUAUAAAAAAAAUAUAUUAAAAAAAGAUAUAUAUAUAUCACUUUUUAAAAUUUAUAAAUCCAUAAAUUUAUUUUUAAAAAGAUAAGGUAAAGAUAAUCGAAAUAUAAUUUUUUGAGAAGAAAAUUUUUUUUUCUUUUUUUAACAUACUUUCAUCAAAUUUAACGAACUUUUAAGAGGUUAAGUACCAAGAAAGUGGUCAGUGGAAAGUCUCGAUUCGAAUAAACUUUCCUAUUUUCCAAGGAAAGAAAGAAAAAGAAAAAAAAAAGAUUUUGAAACGAUGUCUCGAGAAUUGCAGACGAAUCAGCGAAUAUCACGAACUUUCGUUAGACAACGUCGUCUUUUUCGGCUAUUAAAGACUGCUUUGGAGGAGACAUAGCCCCGGGUGGAGUCGCUUUAACGCCAACUACGAAACUCUUCUUCGAAGGAAUUAGGUAUUAGUGCAUCUUUAGGACGAGCAUACAGUAACUCUGUCGAGGAAAAUAAGCAUAAGCUUUCAGAGAAAGCGGUCCACCGUUUCAAGAGGAUAUUCUACUAUCGCUGUACACAUAAGUACGUAUAUCCACACAAUAUUCGAGAGGCUUAAUGAACGAGUGAUACGUAAAAAGUCUUAGGCUACUUACCGAACAAGAAUGUUUCAUUUUUCUGAACAAAGAUAUCUCUUUUAAAGAAAUAUUAAAAGAUACACAAAUCCAACAAUUAAAAGACACAUACAAGAUUUAUAUUACAAUUAUUAUUUAUAUUACAAAUAUUAGAUAUAAUUUCUUCUUGAAUUUCUAUAAUAUUAAUACAAAAAUAUUUUAUGAUCAAAAAAAAAAAUCAAAUAACUUAAAAUCAGGCAAAUCUCUUCUUUUUUCUGAAAAAUUUAUCUUUUGGCAUUUACAAAUGUUUCCUUCAAGGAGCCUUCAAUUUAUGAUACAAAAACAAUGUAUCUCGUUCGAAAAAGAAUUGGGGAAAAGAAUAGGCCGAAAUGGAAUUUGUAACAAACAAAAUCGCAAAAGUGGUUGGAAUUGUUGAAAUUCAUGGUUGUUGAAUGGAGGGAAUUUGCCAGUGAAGAGAGAUGCGGCGCGAAAAUUAUGAUUCUAUCGGGAAGAUUGACGCGACGUCUGUUACGCAAACAGGGAACGGAAAAGGUGAUUUUCGUUUUCCUUUCUUCUAUCUUUCUCUUUUCCCCUCUUCCCAUCCUUACUCCCCCUCCGGAAAAAAAUUUGAAAGGGUGGAGAGCAUGAAAGGGAUAGAAAAUAAAGGGACCACAAUCGUCGAAGGUACAAAGACGAGUUCUUUGAAAUUCCAACGCCUAGCUUCGUUGAGAAGAAAAAAAAAAUAAAAAAAAAGGAAAAAAAAAGAAAGAAAAGGAAAAAACACCAUGUAGGCACUUGGAACGGAGAGAAAAAGAGGAAAAUAGAGAAUUACCUUGUAUUACAGGACGUUAUAUUUCGGCGGAAACUUUUUUCGUUCGCCCCAUUUUUUCAACAAUUAAUUCUUCAACUCUCUUCUUCCAGUUUAAUACAACAGCGAUUGUCAUCGAUUUUGUUAUUAUCUCUUUAUUUUUUAACAGGGCAAAUAAGAUAUUUGUCACGAUCGUUGAUAUAUAAAAUUUGAUAAGAAAGAUAAUAAGUAAUUUAUAAUUUAUAAUAAGGUAAAAUAACAUUUGAGAAUGUGAACUUAAAUAGAAAAUAAGUGAAAAAUGUAGAGAAAACUUCUUAAAGAAUUAUCGCAAGAAAUGGAAGUUUGCGCAAGUAAGGUCAAUUAUUUUCGAGAUUCUUUUUUUUAUAGAUUUUUCGACGUUUACUAAAGUUCCUUUCACAAAUCUAAUUUAGAUCUUCGUUAGAACUUUACACUUUGAAACUUUGAAUUCCGUGCGGAUCAUGAUCAAUUAGUUGCUAGAAAAGUAAAAAGUAAAGAGUUGGCGGAUAAAUUAUUGUUGAGUAUGCAAACUUUUUGAAAACAUGAAUGUUUUCCUAUAUAGAAUAUUUUCUGAUUACUAUUACAUUUUGCUAAUUAAAUAAGUUAAAAACACACACAUUAUAUGAAAUUUUUUUUCAAACUCUAAACAAAUAUGAACAAUAAUAAUGAUCUAAAUUUCUUAAAAAGAUACUAAGUCAAAAAGAUUGAAUCUCUGAAAUCGAAAACAACUCGUUAUUAAGAUAUCUCCGAAUAAAAGUAAGAAUAACAUUAUUAUUAUUAUUAUUAUUAUUGUUAUAUCAACUGAUGAAAUUUUAUUACCAACUUUUUAAACCAAACUUUUAACGAAUUUCACCUAUUAAAAUCUCCAUACGAUACACAAUCGCUGAAAUCCGAACCUAACCUCCAAAAACCCUUAAACGGAAGAACCAAGACUCGUGGCCUCGGCCUUCGACGACCCAUUGCCCGCAGAAGACAAUCUAUCCGGAGAAAUCGUGAUGAUAGUGGGGGAUGAUAUUAGAGGGAUGGAAGUGGCAGGAGAGGUAAGUUGGAACGGGGCUGCGGAGUUCCUUCAUGCGGCGAACGGACCGCACGAGGCUGCGCCGACGCACGAUAUCCCAUUUCGACUACGUUUGCGCGUUGUGCACUCUUCUACGGGGUGCGUCCGUGCCGGCGACGCUGUUCAUGGACGGCAGACAGUUUCCACGGCACUCGACGAACGCCGUUCAGUCGUAGCGAAAAUACAAUUCCAUUCGACCUAUAGAAUCGCGUCGAUAUCGGGUUCGCGAUAAGAUCAACUGAUUGGAUUCAACCGAUCGUCGAAUUUCCCCCGCGAAAACGCGAGAAUAAAAGCUUCAUCGUGGGUCGAACAUGCGACCAUCAUUGGCAGAGGAUGCUGCGAGCAGCGUGCAACAACGUGGCAAGCUUCUGAAAUCAGUUUUUUAACGAGGAAACUACGUUGGAUCUCCCUUGGCUCUCCCCGGAUCUCCCCGUCUCUCCCUGGCUCUCCCCACUUGCACGGACAUACGGAAAUGAUUCUUCAAGAAAUUUCGCAUCUUUUACAGUGUGGCUCGUGUAUAUUAACGAGAAAUACGAGUUUGGUGAAGUAGAUGAUUGUUUGGGGAUGGAUCUCUCCGAUUGAAUCGACCGCUUGACGUCGCGAGAUGAGUAACAGAUGACAGGGUCGUGUUCGUGGAUCAAUGUAAACGACAAACAGGCUCCGGGCUCCUCGAUCGCAUCUGAGAGGAGGUGGCGAAGGGCGAAGUCGUUGCAAGGUAGAUUGUUGAUCGACUGUAUAUUGAAAGGGACGAAAAAAUCCGAAUAUCGCGAAAAACAUAGAUGAGAAACAAAAAACGAGAAAUGUUUUCGUAUUUAGAAACGGAAUGUUCUAUCUGAGAAGAGAAUUUUUCAAAUAAUUCCGAAUUCUCCAAAGAUUUCCGUCCAAAGACAAAGGAAGGACGGAAAAGACGGAUAAUAAAAGGUCCUGAUUCGACUUUUCGCAAGAUCGCUGACUAGUAAAAAGGAAAACGAA
Messenger RNA from Apis cerana (Asiatic honeybee), 4771 nucleotides. Its product is annotated as potassium channel subfamily K member 18. Gene Ontology annotation, cellular component: plasma membrane. Gene Ontology annotation, biological process: potassium ion transmembrane transport; stabilization of membrane potential. The record is from RefSeq and is a predicted model, not a curated record. Gene Ontology annotation, molecular function: outward rectifier potassium channel activity; potassium ion leak channel activity. Lineage: Eukaryota; Metazoa; Arthropoda; Insecta; Hymenoptera; Apidae.